GUGCUUUGUGUGUGCCAGCAGAGACAUCGCCUGCCUCCUUCAACCACCUAAUAGUUAUUUUGACGAAUCGGAAGCGUCCACACCUGGUUCUUACCUGCGAGCCCACCACGCGGAGCCUCCUGUCAGCGACCCGUCUGCCGGCUCUGAGAUGAGGACCAGCAAACCGUCAGCGCUCCUCUCUCUUCUCGGUGUCAUGCUGCUCUGGCCAUAUGUUUUUACCAAGAGCGUCUCACCCAGACUUCAGACUACAGACAGCUCCUCUCUCCCUGCAGGACAGGGAGAAGAGCACCCUCAUGUGGUGAGGCGGUCAACACAGAACUGCGACAGCUCCUUCGACAGCUACUGCAUGAACAAUGGCCAUUGCAUGCUUCUGGUGGACAUGUAUGUGUGUGUGUGUGUGUGUGACAGGGGCUUCUACGGCCCCAGGUGUAACAACCCGGAGCUGGUGUUUCAGCCAAUGGGAGAAGGGCAGAUCAUUGUCACCAUUUUCUGUGUGACUCUGCUGAUUGUAGGUCUGGCUGGAGCUCUGUACUUCUGCUGCAAAUGGUAUAAGAAAAAUCCACGGCAGCAAACGCAGCAGGGUUACAAAGGAGUUCAGACAGCUUAGACGCACACCCACUGCGUCCUCCGCUUCUGGAAAACCAGCAAACCAGGACUGCCCCGGUUUCAUAUGAGAAAAUUUCAACAUAUCAUGACGUCACCUGACGAGCUUUCGCUCAGUGGUUGGUUUUACGGAUGUUGCCCAGCUUUGGAUCACUUUAUCAAGCAAGCAGAUCACGCAAAGAGUUUAAAAAUGUUAAAAAAAGAGUCAGCUUUUUUGUUCGGUGCGAUUGUUGUUCCCAGCCGCAACGGUUCUCGUGUUUCAGCACCUGCUGCCCUCAUGUUUGAAAAGAUGAAUGGUGAGACGCACAAAGACAGUUUCUGUGGGUGAUAAGGAGGGUGGGUCAUGGAAAAGUCAUACAAAAAUGUCUAAACAAAUAUUAGGUAAGAAUUUACCAACAUGACUGUCGAACAUUUCGGACCCUCUGGCAAUCAUCCAUGCUUUUAGAUAUUUAGGCAAUCAUGAACUAAAACUUAUUGAGAAUAAAAUCCUAACCUUAGCUGCCUUUUGUCUUCCUACAGCACAUUUCUGCACUCUUUUGUAGUAUUUUAAUUUAUACUUUACACUCCUGACUUGUUUUACUUGUAUUUAUUGUUUCUUUUUGCCUUUUGUAGCUCUGGUGAAUAUUUUUAAAAGCCAUUGUUGUCUUGAAACUCUCCACUGGGUUUAACAUUUCUGUUUUUAAUUGCUUUUUGUCAGAGAAUAUUCUUAUUUUGAUAAUUUAUUAUAAAGUAUUAUUGUAUA
Messenger RNA from Plectropomus leopardus (leopard coralgrouper), 1345 nucleotides. RefSeq names its product proepiregulin-like. NCBI's taxonomy places the organism in Eukaryota, Metazoa, Chordata, Actinopteri, Perciformes, Serranidae. Gene Ontology annotation, molecular function: growth factor activity; epidermal growth factor receptor binding. The record is from RefSeq and is a predicted model, not a curated record. Gene Ontology annotation, biological process: epidermal growth factor receptor signaling pathway; positive regulation of mitotic nuclear division; positive regulation of cell population proliferation.